Messenger RNA from Ipomoea nil (Japanese morning glory), 918 nucleotides. Its product is annotated as protein FAR1-RELATED SEQUENCE 9-like. Gene Ontology annotation, molecular function: zinc ion binding. The transcript has a single exon. The record is from RefSeq and is a predicted model, not a curated record. Lineage: Eukaryota; Viridiplantae; Streptophyta; Magnoliopsida; Solanales; Convolvulaceae. The coding region runs from base 1 to 918 and encodes 305 amino acids. Gene Ontology annotation, biological process: regulation of DNA-templated transcription.
AUGAGCGGUGUUCUACGUACCACCUCGCGUUCAGAAGCGGAGAACAGUGCGUACGGUAAAAACACACGCCCACAUUGUAGUCUGGUCGAGUUCUACGUGCAAUUUGAGAGCGUCCUAGAAACUCAACGGCACAGACAAAGUAAAUUAAAUGCUGAGAGUGAAGGGUCCUUGCCUGAUUUCAAAACUCCUUUAGCAUUGGAGCGACACAUGGUGCAGGUAUUUACCUUAACAGUGUUUUAUGAGCUCCAGGUAGAGAUCGAAGCUGCAUGUUUUUAUUGCAGUGUUGUGGGGAUCCAUGCAUAUGGUGAGUGCAUCCGUUACGACAUUAGAGGGGAGUACAACGUUGUCCAUACUGUUGAAUAUACCCCGUCUUUGACUAUUGCGACAUGUAGCUGCAAGUUGUUUGAAAGAUUGGGGUUUGUUUGCCGGCAUAUGUUUCUUGUGUUCAAAGAUGCCGAAAUGGUGAGCUUGCCAUCGCCGUACAUCGCAGCACGAUGGUGUAAGCAAGAAGGACUAGCUAGCUGGUGUGCUCGAUGUUCUGACUGCCCUCCUUUAGAAACUGUGCCUAGUCAGUUGUGGACUGAGAUACAUAAUUGUGCCGUGAUAGUUGGAAGCAAUAAAGUGCGCCAAACGCGAAUGCUACAGGUAAUAAAAGAAUUAAGAGACGAGUUUCUGGGCGAUGGUAUGGACGUUGACCCCCCAAAAGGAAACGGUGUUGCCAUUGCAGCUUUGUGCGGUGUGGAGCCGCCGACGUCCAUAAUUAUCAAACCGCCAGCUCAAGCAAAAAACAAAGGGACCGGCAAGCGAAUUAAAAGCCAACGCGAGUUAGCUAUUGAGAGGAGUGGCAAGGCUAGCAGAAAGUGCGGGGUGUGCGGCGAGUAUGCACAUCAUAAUGCCCGCAGCUGUCCGUUGAAGUGA